GUGUAAUGUAAUGGACUUGUUUAGGCAAAGUUAGGGAAAUCGAGCCUCGUUCUGGUUAUUUUUGGCAGGCGCCUCCCUCCAUCGGUCGCAGAGCAACCACCGCUCGCCCAGUAGAACACUUCAUCUCGACGCUUCCUCGGGGAGAAACCGCUAUGCACAUGUAAUUAUGUACACUGGGAAGCCUCUGUUUCUUUCGCUUUCUCCUGCAUCGUUUUAGCAUCUGUUCUGACUUCUUAGGCCUGAAUGUGAACCUCCAGACUUGAUUCUGUAUAUUAAACCUUCUGGAGUGAAUUGUCAAGUUAAUGUCUGGAAGAGGGCAUAUUCCACAAGCUUUAGAGGGAGGUGUUGUACAGGCUCGUGGUUUGAUGCAACGUGGUCCAUUUCCUCCUGGUCAUCGACCAUCAGACAGAGUUGCUGCUCCAGAUCUUUUAGAGAAUAAGAUUGCUUCUCAGGCAGCUGAAAUUGAACAGCUUGUAGAGGAUAAUCGUAGAUUGGCUGCUAUGCACAUAGCCUUGAGGCAGGACCUUGUUGCUGCACAGAAAGAAGUUGAAAGACUCAAGGCACACAUAAGGAGCAUCCAUACUGAAAGUGAUAUCCAGAUUAGGGUUUUAUUGGAUAAGACUGCAAAAUUGGAAUCAGAAAUAAGGGCUGGUGAGAAUGUAAAGGAGGACCUGAAACAGGCCCAUAUACAGGCUCAGAGCCUGGUCAAAUCAGGACAAGAGCUGACUACUGAAAUCCAGAAGGCAUCACAGGAAUUGCAGAAAGUUCGUGCUGAUGUUAAGAGUCUACCAGAUUUGCAUACUGAGCUUGACAGUUUAAGGCAUGAAUACAAGAGGUUGCGGGCUACAUUUGAGUACGAGAGAGGUGAAAACAUAGAAAAGGUGGCUCAACUGCAAGCAACAGAACAGAGGUUAAUUGGGAUGGCAAGAGAAGUGGAAAAGUUGCAUGCUGAGGUCUUGAAUGCUGAAAAGAAAGCACUUGCACCAAACACCUAUGGUAGUGCCUUCGGGACACAUGACCCUUCGUACCCGACCUCUGUACAUGGCAGUGGUGUCUAUGUUGAUGCAUAUGGAAGGCCUCUUAUUCAGAUGAGUGUUGGACCAGCAGUAGAUGAUCCAGCAGUCACGGGUGCAAUUGUUGAUACAGUGGUUUCUAGUGCUGGUGGUGUUGCUCUAUGGGGACGGCCUUAUGAUCCACCAUUUUCUCAGAAAUGAGCAUCAAAUUGCUAUAGUGCGUCUUUUGCUGAAUUGUUUGUUGGUAAAUUUUGAUGAAAGCUUUGAUCGGAGGCUGUUCGUAGGCUUCCAUGAUCAUGUGGGGCUGUAUUUGAUGGUGGCUGGUUGGGUGGAAAUAUCGGUGGCAACAACGGACUGAAUGAUUCUGGUUAGGGAAAGGUAGAGUGGCUUUUCUACUUAUCUAUUUCUAUUUAUAUUGACUUUCUUUAAAGCUUUCAUUAAUGCUUUCCAUUUCUAAGAUGUAUUUUUUUGGUGCUGAUGUUUUUGUAUAUUAUUAGUUUUUCGGGGGCUGUAAGGAUAUUUUUUUAUUGUAAUAAAAUUUUAAUAGUUAAAAGUAUUUAAUACAA
Molecule: messenger RNA, 1579 nt
Organism: Manihot esculenta (cassava)
Lineage: Eukaryota; Viridiplantae; Streptophyta; Magnoliopsida; Malpighiales; Euphorbiaceae
Product: protein FLX-like 4
Exons: 4
Coding region: 303-1214 (303 amino acids)
Source: RefSeq, a predicted model, not a curated record